This is a messenger RNA of Acanthoscelides obtectus, 2291 nucleotides long. The record is from the annotation of a GenBank genome assembly. NCBI's taxonomy places the organism in Eukaryota, Metazoa, Arthropoda, Insecta, Coleoptera, Chrysomelidae.
AAUUAUUUUUUUUUUCGCUGACGUAGACCCCUUGCAGGUUGUCAUAUACCCCUAGGGGUCGAUAUAGACCACUUUGGGAAUCAAUGAUUUAGCUGCUAGCUUCUAAUUUCCCUCGUACCGACGUACCUGACGAGGUACUUCGCGCAUAGUAUCACGCGGCGCGGUACUCUUUCCGCUCUGCUAAUCAACACUUCCUUCCUGCCUGGCGAACACCGUGUGGCAGCAGGUUUUCCUGCACAGCGCCAUCGGCAGUCCUGCUACUGCACCGUUCUGCGACUAGCCGCGCAUUCUAUUGGCCCUUCUCAAUUGUCUCUAAAAUGAUUCAUUUUUUAUAUCACUGAGUGAAUGAAUCGUGAGGUGGAGUCGUUAAAUACUAAAUUGGACCUAGUUGGCUUAGACCUAUGACGUGACGUAGCGUGUGUGAUCGUGUUUUGUUCCGGUUUUUCCGUCGGCUGUUUUCGAAUUUUCGAAAUGGUGUCCUUGGUGGGCAGCAAGAUUAUAUUGGCUGUUUUUAAUUUUCUGUUAUUGGCAUGCGGUUUCACACUAGUAACAGGAGGUAUGCUCAUCCUCUUCGACUCGGAAAGAGUGCAACUGUCACGACUGUUGACAGUGGGGUACUUAUCAACCCUCCCUCACCCAUUGCUGCAUUAUGUAUCCAUUGGAGCGGCCUUGCUUGGUCUUCUGCUGGCUGGAACUGGGAUUUUAGGAUGCUGGGCAGCCUGCAUGCAUAGCUAUUGCAUGCUUACGUUCUACUUGCUAAUCAUAGUGAUAGCUCUAGUUGGAGAAUGUGCCAUAUACAUUGUAGCUUGGCUGUGGCCAAACUGUAUGGGCUUGGGGCCCGCUACAGACGAGCUUGUCAAAGCUCUUCAAAGGAAUUAUGGGGUGAGCGGUCAGGAACAUUUUACAGUGGCUGUGGAUUUAGCACAAACUAUGUUCAAAUGCUGUGGCAUCGAUUCAGCAAACGAAUACGAUACAUCCUUGUGGCGACUGCAAGGACUUGGGCCCAGAUUGGCAGUACCAUUGACUUGUUGCAAAUUGUUGAACGCCAACGACACCAAAGCUUAUCUCAGUCCUAGACCGAUCAACCAGAACUUUUGCCAAGAUCUGGAGAAACAGACUCACUCAGCAUACAGGCAUACAGUGGGUUGCUGGAUGGCUCUAGAUCAGUGGUACAGAGAGCACUACUUUGCUUUCUUGAUGGUCGGAUUCGUGAUAGUUCUUGUGGAAUUUUGCGUACUCAUGAGUACAAUCCUCUCUUGCACAAGAAUUUACCAUUACAAUCAAGAGUUGAAAGAAGCUUCGCGGCAGAUUGAAAGAGACCCGCCAGAUCCAACAUUUACCCCAGUCUCAAGGGCGUCCAGCUCUCAAGCAGGUGCUUACAGCAACGACACCUACGCCCUUACGGAUCAAUUUAACAAGCAGCACCAAGCGCAAGUCAACCAGUACAAAGACACGGAGCAGUUCAAUAAGCAGGGGGCGUAUGCGAACUUAGUGGAGAGGGCAUGAUGUUGGCUUAGAGGUCUCUUCAGGCCCAGUUAUGUCUACGAAGUUGAGGUUGAAUCGAUGUUAUGGUGAAGUGAUCUCUGAAAACUACAAGUAUUUGAGGAUAACAGACUUGACGUGGAAAAGACUUAUGUAAAACAUGCCUUAAUGUUUUUCAAGAUUCUUAAUCUAUAUUGAAAAAUGCAGGUCUGUAAUAUUUGCCAUACAUACAUACCUACUUUACAUUUAUUUAUACUAAGCUCUCAACUUUAGUAACCAUACAUAUCUUGAUAUUUGAGGAAAAUUUGCCGGCAAAUUCACAGAAAAAAUAUUUGCACCCUCAAAUUUCUCAUUUACUUUUUUAUGCAGACCUGUGUUUUAUUUUUUUAAUGCAUACCAAAAAGACUGUGAUCCUAUUGCAUAUCUUAAAACGAAUAAAUUACCAGGCUAAUAUUUUUUCAUACAGUUUUUCAGAACUGAGGCACAGCGCCACCUCAUUGCUUAAUUUUCGACUAACAAAUAUCAGCAAUAUUUUUGUAUCAGCUACUGAGCCGAAAAUCUUUGAUCUGAGGUUGGAACCACUCAAUUCUGAAACGCACUGUAUAGCAAAUAGACAUACCAAAGCUGUGUACGUAAUCGUUGAAGAUUGCUCCACAUUUGAUAUUCGCUUUCCGCAUUAUAUAAUUCUAGGAUUAUGCGUCGAUUAUCUCUUAUUAUACUUAUAAUUAUUCUAGGUAGCAUAAUUUUACAAUAACUCAUCUAUCAUAGACUGUUACUAUAUAAAGAAAUAAAUAUGAUUACAAUACGAA